This is a messenger RNA of Phalacrocorax carbo (great cormorant), 4258 nucleotides long. NCBI's taxonomy places the organism in Eukaryota, Metazoa, Chordata, Aves, Suliformes, Phalacrocoracidae. The record is from RefSeq and is a predicted model, not a curated record.
AAAGUAAAAAUUAAGUGAUUUGGCAUUGUUGAUAGACUCCAAAUUUCACCUGCAGUGAUAUGAGAUGAAAGAUGGUACUUCUCUGUCUGCAACUGAGGUCUGAGACACAGUUCUCAGUAGAGUAUAUUCAAAAUGUGCUUUUUCUGGGUUGUUUUAUUGUUUUUUGGGUUUUUUUAGGAUUGCUUGUCCUUAUUUCCUCUCUGAUGCUCGCACGUCUUUCCCCAGUCUGUUGGAAGGAAGAGACUGCUGUCCCAGGUCGGGACAGCAAUGCAGAGUAUUUAAAAGCAGCUUUUCCAACACUAGUUUCCAAGCUCUUUUUCAUGUGUCUCUACUGGUAAUAUUUCAGUUCCAUGGCAUCUGCCUAAACCCAUACCCAAGAUGUAGCAUAAGCAGGAAAUAAAUUUCCUUGGUCCAGUGCUUAGUAUACAGCUAAUUUCCAGCUUUUUUAGGAAAGAGGAACUUGGGAUGCGUUUUGUACGAUAGGCCUCUCCUCUGGCUUUCUUCAGUGUUUUUGGUUCCUCAGAAAAAAAUUAACCUAAUAGCCAUUUUGGUUUUUAAUUGUGCUCCAAUUUGUGACACCGCAGAAGACGCAUUGUAGCUGCACAGACUCCCGGUGUGAUCUUUCUUCUCUCUUUCCUUAUGUAUUUUGCUUAUCAGUAAAAAUAGUGGCAUUAGUAUUUAUUGUUCUCUGUGGCUGUUUGAGAAGAACGAGGCAGCUGGGACUUCUGAACAAUUGUUUCAAGCUUUCUGCAGGCACGGACAGGGAACGCUAUAUGCGUUCAGAUCGUUUUGUAUUUUGGAGAUAAUCUUCAGUGAUGAGAACUCGAGACUUAAAGUUGAUUGGAGGUUAAAAUGGCAGGCUUGUCCUUUUUUGCCCUUAAGUUCUGCAUCGUUGACCUGUUGUGAGCUGGCUCGGCUUGAACCCAGUUAAAGGCAUUUUGGCAGGCCAUCCGUAUGUUUAUUUUAUGAUAUACUCUAAUUUUGAGGGCUUGAUGAAGAAUAUUUGUAGGAAUGUUGGUUUUGCUCUUCUUGUGCUUUACAUGAACGCUUUCCGUGCUGCUGUGACAUGGCUUUUUGUAAUGCUGAGGGUGAAGUUAUAAAGGCAAAGGGACAAAGGCUGAAAUGAAAGUAGGGGUGAUAGUGUGUCUGAUGCCCAUGGGUGUUUCUUGGUGAAGGUGCGUUUCCUGUAAGGUAGUUCCUGUUCUGUCACCUGGGAGUAGGGAAGGACAUCUUGAGAUACUCCUCGUAACACCCACUACUGAGACUGCUGGGAGGAGUAUACAAGGUCAUGAAACGCGUACGCACAGAACAGAUUCAGAUGGCAGUGUCCUGCUACCUCAAGCGCCGCCAGUAUGUGGACUCGGAAGGUCCCCUAAAACAAGGGCUGAGGCUGUGUCAGACUGCUGAAGAGAUGGCAGCUAAUCUCACAGUCCAAUCUGAAUCUGGUUGUGCCAACGUUGUGUCUGCAGCUCCCUGCCUGGCGGAGCCACAGCAAUAUGAAGUACAAUUUGGACGAUUACGAAAUUUUCUCACAGAUUCAGAUUCUCAGCACAGCCAUGAAGUGAUGCCUCUUCUGUAUCCCCUCUUCGUCUACCUCCAUCUGAACAUGGUCCAGAAUGGCCUGAAAAGCACAGUGGACAGUUUUUACAGCCGCUUCCAUGGCAUGUUCUUGCAGAAUGCCAGCCAGAAGGAUAUCAUUGAGCAGUUGCAGACUACCAUGACUAUUCAAGAUAUCCUGUCCAACUUGAAGCUCCGGGCUUUUCUGGACAACAAGUACGUCAUCCGCCUUCAAGAGGACAGCUACAACUACCUUCUUCGCUACCUCCAAAGUGACAACAACAACGCCCUGUGCAAAGUCCUGACCUUGCACAUUCACCUGGAUGUGCAACCCGCCAAGAGGACUGACUACCAGCUCUAUGCCGGUGGGAGCUCCUCGCGCAACGAGAGCAACGGCCUGGAACCCAGCGACGUGCCAGCUUCCAUUCUGCAGAACGAGGCGGCGCUGGAUUUACUGCAGGACAGCAUUAAACGCGUCAAGGAUGGGCCCCCUUCCUUAACGACCAUCUGUUUCUAUGCCUUCUAUAACACGGAGCAGUUGCUGAACACUGCAGAGAUUUCACCAAAUAGCAAGCUGCUCGCUGCUGGGUUCGAUAAUUCAUGUGUGAAGCUGUGGAGCCUGCGUUCCAGGAAGUUAAAAUCUGAGCCCCACCUCGUUGAUGUGUCCCGCAUCCGCCUGGCUUGUGACAUCCUGGAUGAGGAGGAGGAAGAGGACGACAGCGCAGGCACAGAAAUGAAGAUCCUGAGAGGACACUGUGGACCUGUGUAUAGCACGAGGUUCCUUUCAGACAGUUCAGGACUCUUAUCUUGUUCCGAGGACAUGUCCAUCAGAUACUGGGACCUCGGAAGUUUUACAAACACUGUGUUGUACCAAGGACAUGCCUAUCCUGUCUGGGAUUUGGAUAUUAGCCCCUGCAGCCUGUACUUCGCCAGCGGUUCCCAUGAUCGCACUGCAAGGCUCUGGUCAUUUGAUCGGACGUACCCGCUGCGAAUAUAUGCAGGCCAUUUGGCGGACGUAGACUGUGUCAAGUUCCACCCCAAUUCCAACUACUUAGCGACGGGCUCCACGGACAAAACUGUGCGCUUGUGGAGCACUCAGCAAGGCAACUCCGUGCGUCUUUUCACUGGGCACCGCGGCCCCGUGCUAGCGCUUGCGUUUUCUCCCAACGGUAAGUACCUGGCAUCAGCAGGUGAAGACCAGCGGCUAAAGCUGUGGGACUUGGCAUCAGGAACUCUUUACAAAGAACUGAGGGGCCACACGGACAACAUAACCAGCCUUACUUUUAGCCCCGACAGUAGUUUAAUUGCUUCAGCGUCAAUGGACAAUUCAGUCCGGGUCUGGGACAUUCGGAACACUUACUGCAACGCCCCUGCAGAUGGGUCUUCCAGUGAACUGGUUGGUGUAUAUACCGGACAAAUGAAUAAUGUGCUGAGCGUACAGUUUAUGGCCUGUAAUCUUCUUCUAGUGACUGGAAUUGCACAAGAAAAUCAGGAACAUUAAUUAAUUUUUUUUUCUUAGGGAAGUGGGUGGGUGUAUUGAAUGCUAGAGUCCAUUGCAAGCUGAGAUUACUGACUGUGAAACAUUUUUCUUCGUCUGCCCCCUUGAAAAGCAUGUUCAGAGUGAUGCAAAUGCUUUAAAAUGUCUUGCCCACAAAAAGGCCUGUGCUGUUGGACGGAAUAAGGAAAAAAGGAGUGAUGAAAAUUAAGCAUACAUUCUAAUCUUGUACUUGUAGGGAUGGGGAAAAGGGGAGGAAAUCCAGUAGCUUGGGGAAACCAAAAGCCUGGUCCAGACAAGCGAAACUGCCAACCAGAGAAGCUGCUGACCUGCACUUAAAUAACCUGCAUUGAUUGAUGGGCACAUCUUACCUACUGUUAACUGAGGCUUGAGUGUGUGGAGAACUACUGGCCCAGUGCUUUUUGUUUUGUUUUGCUUUUGUUUUCCUGGUAUUGCAGAGGACCAGUAUUUUAAGACCCUUCUAUUAAAAGAACAUCAUGUAUUUUCUACAGUGAUGGUGGUCCUAAAUAUUACAGCUCCCUAUAGCACUUCUGGAAUAUUUUGGACUAGCUAAGUAGAAUAUACCGUCUUUCUUUUUAGUAAGGGGAUGAAAAUCUGACCUCAGUUGGGGCCCAUCUCUGCAUUGCUAUUUGGGUUUGGUUCCUGAUACUAGCUGUGAUAUUUGUAUUUAUGUUCCAAUAAUUAGGAAUCUUUUUGAAUCUGGUUGCACUGUGUUUUGAAGAUAGGACGACAGUGGGGGUAGAGUGGUGACUUUAAGGGUAAUAAAUGACUUGCCUUGUCUGGAGUGGAGGCACAACAGAACUGAAGCAGCUAAGUUUGGAUGCCGAAUGGAAACGAGGCAUGUCAGUCCACCACUGCACCUCACAAAUAUUUCCGUAAAUGGAAGUUGGCAGUCUAGGAAGAGGGGGACAGGGAGAGAGAGAUACACAAAGUGACAUGGGAAAAAAUAGUAUUACUAAAUUAUUGUGUGUACACAGAGGCAGCUCUGCCAGUGUUGGAUUUUUCUCGAAAUGUUGCAAUAUCAGUUUCAUGAACGCUUUGUGAGAUAAAUCAUCAGCAUUUACAAGGAUCUGCGGAAAAAGCACGUUCUAGUUUGUCAUUUGGAGAGAUUAAAUAUUUCUGCUUUCUGGAAAGAGUUAUUUUGUAUUUUGUUUUCUAUUAAAAGCAUUUAGUUUAAAAAAAAAA